UCAGGGCCACCCACCACACAACAAAGCAGCAGGAACAGUAGCCUACCCAUUGAGUCAAAUGAAGCGACCGAGCUAGACUCUUGGCACAUUUGGAUUUGUCCACAAUGGAAGAGGUGUUUUUUAAAUCAGCGUUACCUGCGCAGGACUCGUUCGAGCUGCAUGACACCAGUCUGGCUCUGCCGGCCGAGCCGACUCUAAGAUCCCCCAUGGGAGUGAAUUCAAACGGCCGGAGUCUACGUGUUAACCAGCAGGUUCAGCUCACACUGGCACGCAGGGGAAGAAAGACUAUGUCAAAUGGUAGUGUCCAAUUACAGAAAAACACUGCAAAAAACUUUGAUGCUACCGAUGGACUUUUACCAAACAUGAAGGUAAAAGAAUUGGGCUUCACCAACCGCUCUCUUUCAAACAACAAUGUGCUGAGACCAUUCAGGAGGGUGGAAGUGUCUCCAGCACAGAGCCCAGAGUUACCUCGCAGUCGCUUCAAUUAUAGUACCCACCGUUAUGGGACGUACACCCACCCAGGGCCCAGUCAGUCACACAGGGGGGGAACCCUUCUGGACCACUCACUUGGUUCUGAUUCAUUUCGUCGCUAUGCUUUUUCAGAGGCACCCCAUGUCACACGGUCGCUCGCAUCCACAUCUGCAGACAAGACCUUCCGCCGGAGGUCACUCAGACAGACAGCAGCACCACAGCCUGUGCUUGCAAAUGCAGCGUUUCAGCCAAGUGGUGAAUAUGGCUCUCGCUGGGAUCAUAACCAAACUAUUGUCAAACAGGAUAAAAACACUAUGCAGGGACAAAGUGGUGAUAUGAUGCUCGGUGCUAUCCAGCCCCAAGAGGGCUUGUCCUGGUUAGCUCAGAUCAGGAGAUCAGUGAAUUCAUACCCACCCUCGGUCACUAGCGUGGAGGUGGACAUGGGACGGCAGAUGGAACUCCCCAUUCAGCAGAUACAUGCACAGAAUAUCAUAACGCUGAAGUCAGAGAACAAACCUCCAGAGAUGACGUUAGAGAGGGCCGUGAACCUGUUGACCCAGGAUAAUGAGGAGAUGCUCAUCUGUGCAGCCAGCCACAUACAGAAUCAAUGUUUCAAGAGUGGCGAUGCUAAAAAGAUGGUGUACUAUCUCCGUGGGAUUGGAAAGCUCCUGCACCUCCUGUGCAAUGACAAUGAGGAGGUGCAACGUGUCGCCGCGGGGGCUCUACGUAAUGUCGUUUACCAAAGCAGCGAAAACAAGAUGGAGGUAAAGGAAAAUGAUGGCCUGGCCACCAUUUUGCGUGCACUGAAGAGCAGCCGUGAUGUGGAGACCAGACGACAACUUACUGGUCUUUUGUGGAAUCUCUCCUCUCAUGACCUUUUGAAGGAGCAUCUAUCCAAAGAAGUCUUAUCAGUCCUCACCAAGUCUGUCCUCGUACCGAGUUCUGGCCUUUCUGAAGGCGAGAACCCAAAAGACGAGCUCCUAGCUGAUGCUGAUGCUUUCCACAAUGCUACCGGCUGCCUGCGAAAUCUGAGCUCCGCUGGUCCUGAUGGAAGGAAAGCAAUGAGGGAGUGUGAGAAUUUUAUUGACUCUCUGGUCUACUACAUCCGGGGAGCCGUAGCUGACAAGACAGAUGACGAGUCCACAGAAAACUGUGUCUGCAUCCUGCACAACCUGUCUUAUCAGAUAGAGGCAGAGCUUCCUAAGAGGUACACCUUAGAUCUCCGAGAAUCUCGACAAAACUUGGCUCCUAAGCAAAAGGCUGUUGGCUGCUUUGCUUAUCGCAGUGCCAAGAUCACUGAGCAUCUGGAGCGACAGUGCCCCCUGCUGGAGGAGAAGGCGAACCCCCGUGGCAUGGAGUGGUUGUGGAGCACCAUCACUAUCCGCAUGUACCUGUCACUGAUGGCCCGCAGUGUGCGUCAAUACACCCAGGAGGCUGCCAUCGGAGCCCUGCAGAACAUCACAGCUGGGAAAGGAGCGGUGUCUGAAGCCAUCGCCUUCACUAUUGUUCAACGGGAAAACGGCCUUCAGCAUGUCAAAAAGAUGUUAGAGGAGGGAGAAAGUAAUGUGAAGAGGACGGCCAUAUCUCUAAUAAAAAACCUCUCGCGCUACCAGAAACUGCACCCUGACAUCGUGAAGCAGGGGUUGUCAGAGUUGGUGUGGAUGCUACCCAACGACGACACUGGCACCGAACAGCCCACCGAGGUGACGGCUUCUCUGUGUCACACCCUGAUCAACCUGUGUCAGAGUGACAGGCAGCAUGUCAGAGCCAUCGUCAACCGGGGAGCCCUCCCGAAGAUCAUCAACAUCAGCAGCAAGGACAACGGUCAUGGACCAACCAGAGCGGGUCAGGCAGCAUGCAUCCUGCUGCACACCAUGUGGAAACACAGUGAUCUCCAUGGGGCCUACAAGAAGGGUGGGUACAGGAAAGUUGAUUUCAUUAAUGCCAGGACAACAAAGGCUGUGAACUCCGGAUGAGGCUGAGCCGAAAAUCUAUAACUCAAGUUGCAACAAUCACUAGGUGCGCUGUUCCUCCUUUAAUGAACUGCCUGUGUGUUUUUCAAUGCAGAAAACAUUGUGAACUAUGCCUACAUUUCACUUAAAGGUCCCAUGAAAUGGCUUUAAAAGUGUACAUUUAUUUAGUUAGUGAUGCUGUUAGUGUUAGUUAUGGCUUAAGGACAAACGUGUAUUUUAGAUUAUAGGACACAG
Messenger RNA from Sander lucioperca (pikeperch), 2678 nucleotides. RefSeq names its product plakophilin 2 (gene pkp2). Gene Ontology annotation, molecular function: cadherin binding; protein kinase C binding; alpha-catenin binding. Bases 105 to 2447 code for a protein of 780 amino acids. Gene Ontology annotation, biological process: desmosome organization; intermediate filament bundle assembly; cell-cell adhesion. NCBI's taxonomy places the organism in Eukaryota, Metazoa, Chordata, Actinopteri, Perciformes, Percidae. The record is from RefSeq and is a predicted model, not a curated record. The transcript has 13 exons. Gene Ontology annotation, cellular component: intercalated disc; intermediate filament; plasma membrane.